Molecule: messenger RNA, 1599 nt
Organism: Striga asiatica
Lineage: Eukaryota; Viridiplantae; Streptophyta; Magnoliopsida; Lamiales; Orobanchaceae
Source: the annotation of a GenBank genome assembly
AACCUCAUCAGUUUAGGCAGUUUUAACAUAUUAUUAGAUAUGGCCACCUUUUUCCCUAUUCAUGUUCUCAUCCUCCUCUUUUCAGGUUCAUUGAUCACCGGCACCCACAGCUUCCGGAUAGGAAUAGACUACGGUCGGAUAGCUGACAACCUCCCAACCCCAUCACGUGUGGCAUCCUUCAUCAUCUCCCUCAACAUAACCCGUGUCAGAAUCUACGAUGCCGACCCCGAAGUCCUCUCUGCAUUCGCCAACACAAGCGUCGAACUCAUAAUUGGGCUCGAAAACAAGUACAUUGAGAACUUCACCGACCCGGCCCAAGCCCAGAAUUGGGUCCAACAGAACGUGGCCCCCUACACCAACCAAACCAAAAUCAAGAUUAUAACAAUCGGCAAGGAGCAAAUCUACAUGAGCACGGCACACUCGUACGGGAUAAUGGAUGUUUCAUUUCCCCCCUCGUUGGGCACCUUCAAGCCCGAGCUCCUGGACUACCUCGUGGGCAUAUUAGGGUUCCUCUCCGAAACGGAGUCCCCGUUUUUUAUCAACGUGAACCCUUACUUUGCGUACAGGGACGACCCAGAGAACGUGUCGUUGGCGUACGUGCUUUUCGAGCCCAACCCAGGCCAGACAGAUCCCAUCACCAACUUGCAUUAUGACAAUAUGUUGUAUGCACAGACGGACGCUGUUUACUCAGCCCAAGAAGCUUCGGGCUUCAAGGCAAUGCACGUCUAUCAUUCCGAGACUGGAUGGCCUUCAGGCGGAUCCAUAAGAAGAGGGGCCACGUUGGAGAACGCGAGGUUGUACAAUGGGAAUCUGCUGAAACGGGUGGAGGAGAAACAGGGGACUCCCCUGAGGCCGUCUUACCCAUUAGACGUUUACAUAUUUGCGCUCUUUGAAGAGGACUUGAAGCCCGGCCCGGAGACCGAGAGGCAUUACGGUCUAUUCUAUCCCAAUAUGACGCCUGUCUACGAUAUCGGGUUACAGGGCGGUGGUGGUGGUGAUAUUCAGCGAGUGGAUUACACGGUUUCGAGGAUUAAUAAUAAUAGUAUUUUGGAUAAUGCUCUUGAUGGAAAGGCAGAGAAGAUCGGGCUGGAGUCAAUGGAUGUCGAGGCCUUGAAGAAGUUGAACAAAAACAAGAAGCUAGUGAAGAAGCUUGCUAAAAAGUACCAUGCUUUCUUAGCCUCAGAAGCCGUUAUCAAGCAGAUUCCCCGUCUCUUGGGACCUGGUCUUAACAAGGCUGGCAAGUACUUCUGGCUAAUGGCUAAUGCCAGCAAGUUCCCCACUCUCGUGACUCACCAGGAAUCACUUGAGUCAAAGGUGAAUGAAACAAAGGCCAUGGUGAAGUUUCAGUUGAAGAAGGUGCUCUGCAUGGGCGUUGCUGUUGGAAACCUCGCCAUGGAGGAGAAGCAGAUCUUCCAAAAUGUGCAAAUGAGUGUCAACUUCCUUGUUUCUCUUCUGAAAAAGAAUUGGCAGAAUGUAAGUGAGGUGUUUGUACUUAAAGAGCACAAUGGGAAAGCCACAACGUAUCUUUUAAGGUUGACCAUGUUUACCUUAAUUAUUUUGCUUAUGCUCAGCUUGUUUGCUUAUAACUGCAUUGUUUGA